This is a messenger RNA of Aspergillus nomiae NRRL 13137, 411 nucleotides long. RefSeq lists its product as uncharacterized. The record is from RefSeq and is a predicted model, not a curated record. The coding region runs from base 1 to 411 and encodes 136 amino acids. Lineage: Eukaryota; Fungi; Ascomycota; Eurotiomycetes; Eurotiales; Aspergillaceae. The transcript is spliced from 2 exons.
AUGUCCUUCCACUACGAUACUCGUCAGGGAGACAACGAGCAGUACAGCAUGGGAUUCGAAAUCGGCGGCCGCCAGUCAGACGCCUUCCCCACGCCAUGUUCUGCCCUGAAAGCUGGUGGAUUCGUCCUCCUCAAGGGCCAUGCUUGCAAGAUUACGGACAUAUAUCCAUGUUCAGCCGACGGCUCCGUGGUCCAGAUUCUGGGAACCAAUGUCCAGACCGGAGAAAUAUGGGAGGACAUAUACCCUCUCCGCGAGACGGUCUUUGUCCCUCGCAUGUCCCAGGACAAUUACAGUCCGACUUCAUCCAGCCGCAAGGGAAGCAUGGACCUCCAGAGCCGCAGAGCGGGCCCUGGUAGCCACAUAAGUGCCAGAUCCCGCCAACCCAGUGACGCUGGACGUUACCUCAAGUAA